Patella vulgata (common limpet) is the source of this 1618-nucleotide messenger RNA. Its product is annotated as melatonin receptor type 1A. Bases 203 to 1570 code for a protein of 455 amino acids. Gene Ontology annotation, cellular component: plasma membrane. Gene Ontology annotation, molecular function: G protein-coupled receptor activity. The transcript has 4 exons. Lineage: Eukaryota; Metazoa; Mollusca; Gastropoda; Patellidae. Gene Ontology annotation, biological process: G protein-coupled receptor signaling pathway. The record is from RefSeq and is a predicted model, not a curated record.
AUUCAUUACUUGUAAGGAAGAGAAGCCGACAACUUCCUUUAACAGUAAGUGCGACCAUCUAGGCUUGUCACUUUUGAUAUUGGUUUUUGAUAUAAACAUACUGGUGUCGUUGGCACAGUCUACUGUAAUAGCAGUGAUCGAAUAUAAUAUAGAAGAACAAUAGAAUCUAUUAUUAGACUUGGUGUACUUACUAACAGAUCUAAUGGACUCGUCCAAUCGGCAUCACCUAGCUUUGGGUGGUAAAAGACCAACAGGGGCCACGCCAGAUGUUCACCUAUCAGGUGUAAUAACAGUUGUUUUAGAAGUAUUUCUACUCCUGGAAAACCUUCUCCCAUUGGUUGUUGCCUUAUGGUGGAAAAGACCAAUCGAACGUGUUGUCACAGACAAAUUAAUCGCAGCCAUUAGUGUGACAUACAUUUUAUCAGCUCUCAUUCCCACACCUUUAGGACUUGUGUCGUUUUUCAACGGUAGUUGGUAUGGUGGAAAAGCUACAUGUGAGUGUUUCCAGGUCACGACUACGUGGUGCAGCCUAUCAACAAUGGCCUUCGUCACUUAUAUGUGCGUAGAACGUCACAACUUCUUGUGUCCUUGUUUUGGAUGGAGAUCGAGUGUUGAUAGUAAAGACAGUGUGGGCCUUAUGUUGUUUCUUUUAUACACAAUAACGUUAUCUAUAGCCACACUUCCGGUUAUUGGUUUUGGACCGGAAGUGAUGAAAGGGAAUAACAGUUGUGAAUCAUGGAUUGUUUCUAGUCCUGUAUCUGGGAAAAGACAGGUUUAUUUUAUCGCUUUUCUGACAUUUGGCUACAUCAACGUAGUCGUCACUGCCAUAUCUUGCACAUUUAUUGGAAUUGUUGUCAAUAGGCCGAAACUUGCUCAAAAACUCGGAAGUCAAGAUCCACCAAUCAGAAAUACCGAGUUUCAGUUAUUAGACGAUCAAACGAGGAACUUUAAUGGAAGCCACACACGAACAGUUUUGAUAUUGGUUGUAUUAAAUCAGAUCACGUGGAUUCCUGCCUUAACGAUGAUCACCAUUCAAAAAUGUGAUUAUAAAGUCAGCGAAGCCGCUAUGAUGUAUGCCUUACUUGCCACGUCACUUCCGGGACUGCUCAAUCCUCUUUUAUAUGGUUUAUUUCUCGAGAGUUACAGGGAAGGCUAUAAGAAGUUACUGUUACGCUUCGUGUGUUGUUGCCUUAAGAAAACAGCCCUUGGUCAAGAAUUACAGGCCGUAACGCCGAGAAUCAAAGCUUCCACAAGUGCAGCGAAAAGAGUACGGCGUCACCACGAGGAUUCAUUUUCAACAAGUGCUUCUAAUCCUAUUUGUGACAAUGAUUCAUUAAUAUUAGAAAUUCACCAAAAUGAAGACAAUACAACUCCCAAAUUACAAAUUAGGACAAUUGAACAUCAAGGGCCUUUAGCAGACGACGAUGAUGCUUCAUGUGAUACACGAAAUAAAGAUCCCACACAGCCAACGUCAUCUGAUUUAGCAUUAUCAUCAUCGUGCAGUAGUAGUGAAGAAUACUUGUUAGACUCAGACGAUGACGAUUUUGACGAAGAUGAAAGUGUCAUAUAAGUAACCUAACUGUGUUUUAAAAAUAAAUUUACUUUUUUAAUGGUGUGU